AUGAACACCACCUUCUUCGGCACCAUGAACCCCGGCAGCCUCUCCUUGCAGUGUUGCACGAUCUCUGCCUCGUCUGCCCCCUUCCGCAGCACCACGAAUGCGCACGGGCUCUCCCCCCACCUCGCGUGCGGCAUCGCCACCACUGCCGCCUCCCCCACCGCCGGGUACUCAUACAGUGCCGCUUCCACCUCCACGCUGCUCACGUUCUCCCCUCCCGAUAUGAUCACGUCUUUGCAUCGGUCCUUGAUCUCCACGUAUCCGUCUGGGUGGACCACCCCCACGUCCCCCGUGUGCAGCCACCCGUCCCCCCUUCCGAAGGCCGCCCGCGUGGCAUCCUCGUCUUUCAAGUACCCCUUCAUUACCCCGCUCCCCCUCAGCACUACCUCCCCCAUCGUCUUCCCAUCCCGCUUCACGCUCCCCGAGGAGCUCUCCGAGACCACGUCCACGUCGGCCACCGUUAGCACGCUGAUCCCCUGCCUCGCCUUGAGCCUCGAGCGCUCUGCGCCCCCCAACCGGUCCCACCUGGCCUGCCACUCGCAAACCAGGGCAGGGCCAGUCGCCUCCGUCAGGCCGUACGCAUGGGUCACGCGGAAGCCUAGCCCCUCAGCUCGCUCGAGGAGGGCGGCCGGGGGCGGGGACCCGCCCACCAGGACCUCGACGAAGGAUGUUGAAGACGACGGGCGCACAACACAUGUGGGUGACUUUGUGGAGGGAGAUGGUGUGGUGGAUUUCGUCGGCACUGACGGAGCGGAUGCAGACGUUGGUGCCGCCGCGUGCCGCCACGCCCCACGUGAAGGUCCAACCGUUGCAGUGGAACAUGGGGAGGGACCACAGGUAGACAGGCUCCGUUCCCAUCCUCCAACCGAGGAUCAGGCUCAGAGUGCUGAGGUAGGCGCCGCGGUGGCUAUAAACAGCGCCCUUGGGCUCGGACGACGUGGUCCCCGACGUGUAGUUGAGGGUGAUCGGGUCCCACUCGUCCGACACCAUAUUCUCGGGGGCACGAGACGGGUUGCCGCGGAGGAUGAGGUCCUCGUACUCGAGGGCGCCGAGGCGGGCGCCUGUCGGGGCGGCAACAUCGUCGACGACUGCCACGAGUGGCGGGACAGAGCUGGCCGGGAGGAGGCGGAGAGCGUCUCUAGCCACAGGGAUGUAUUGGUGGUCGAUGAAGAAUAG
Molecule: messenger RNA, 1173 nt
Organism: Striga asiatica
Lineage: Eukaryota; Viridiplantae; Streptophyta; Magnoliopsida; Lamiales; Orobanchaceae
Source: the annotation of a GenBank genome assembly